UUGUUUUGGUUUUCUACUGGAUUUACAAACUGUUUGGAUGUUGGGUAAAAUCGCCCAGGCUGCAUCGGAUCCAGAUAGUAAUGAACUUUCUGGGCUUCAGUGCGAAGAUGAAACAUCAGAUGCACAGAAUUUUCACCAUGUGUUUUUGGUAGAUUACACUUUUGCAUUCGCAGUAACAUUCAACGGCGCUGAGGCAAGCUGUUCGCUAGGCUAAAUGGGGUCGUACGCUGACUGUGCUUGUUUUGAUAGUGCAUUUGGAACUCCGGACUGAAGUGAGUUAUUUUUUCCUCAACCCAAGAACCUUUUAUAUUUAUUCAAGAAAUUGGGAUUAGUGGGCGGAGACUCCAAUUUACGUUUAGUAAAUUAUGUUGCUGUUGAAAAUGUAAGAUGCUGCUAAAGGAUUCGACCAACUUUAACACUGUACCGAGAGUAUUGAAGUCCGGCAGCUAGCAUUGCUUUUGGUACGACGCUGUUAGCUAGCCAGCUAGCUAGCUAAUUUAAGCGUUUGCCUUGACAAAAUUAGCCUACGAGUCCAGGCGGGGUAAAAUCGCUUGCAAUUUCAUCAAUGGGGAAAGUAAAUUGAAUCCCUGUGGUUCUCUAUUUUAAAUUCGGCAUACGUGCAACAUUAAAAAUAGCUCAACUUUUUUUGAUAUCGUCUAACUAUAUAAUUUCCCAAAAUGGCUAGUCCAACCUCAGAGCAGGGUUGUUUUUCGGACGUAAGAAAGGUGGGAUAUUUAAGGAAGCCUAAAAGCAUGCACAAGAGGUUUUUUGUUCUGCGCGUCGGGAGUACGGCGGGACCUUCUCGCCUGGAGUACUACGAGAAUGAAAAGAAAUGGAGGCACAAGUCCGGAGCUCCCAAACGUUCCAUACCGCUGGAGAGUUGUUUCAACAUCAACAAGCGAGCGGAUUCCAAAAACAAAUUUCUAGUUGCUCUGUACACUAAGGACGAGUACUUUGCCAUCGCUGCCGAUAGCGAGACCGAGCAGGAUGCCUGGUACCAAGCAUUGGUAGACCUGCACAACAGAGGUAAAGUCCACGAUACCGCUGCGGGCAACGGAAUAGGAGAGGAUAAUUACAGCGAGGCUUCGCCAGGACCUGCCUUUAAAGAGGUCUGGCAGGUUAUUUUGAAACCAAAGGGCCUUGGACAGACGAAGAACCUCAUUGGGAUUUACAGACUAUGCCUGACGAACAAAACUAUCAGCUUUGUUAAGCUGAACUCUGAUGCUGCCGCCGUUGUACUGCAGCUGAUGAACAUCCGCCGGUGCGGCCACUCUGAAAACUUCUUUUUCAUCGAAGUCGGGCGCUCCGCAGUGACGGGCCCUGGUGAGUUCUGGAUGCAGGUGGAUGAUUCAGUCGUGGCGCAGAACAUGCACGAAACUAUCCUGGAGGCCAUGAAAGCGAUGAGUGAAGAGUUCCGGCCGCGCAGCAAGAGCCAGUCAUCCUCCUCUCACUGUUCCAACCCCAUCUCGGUGCCGGUACGCCGGCAUCAUCACAACAACCCCCCGCCAAGUCAGGUGGGUCUGGGGCGUCGCUCCCGAGCAGAGAGUGUGACAGCCACGUCUCCAGCCGGACCAGGAAAGCACAGUCACUCAUUCCGCGUUCGUGCGUCCAGUGAUGGGGAGGGGAGCAUGUCUCGGCCGGCCUCAGUGGACGGUGGCAGUCCCAGCAGCCCCUGCAUUGGUGGCUUACGCACCCAGUCCUACCGGCAGCGCGCGGGGGGCUCUGCACGCUUACACCCACCCCUCAAUCACAGCCGCUCCAUCCCCAUGGCAACGAGUUCGCGCUGCUCGCCGUCGGCCGUGAGCCCCGUCAGCUUGUCAUCCAGCAGCACCAGUGGACACGGCUCCACCUCCGAUGGCCUGUUCCCGAGGCGGUCCAGCGCUUCCAUCUCGGGGUCACCCAGCGAUGGCGGCUUCGUGUCAUCGGACGAGUACGGCUCAAGCCCCGGAGACUUCAGGGGAGGCGCGUUCCGGAGCGCCACGCCGGACUCUCUUGGCCACACCCCUCCGGCCAGGGGGGAGGAGUCUCUGGUGUCGGACUAUAUCUCCAUGACCCAGACGCCGAGGCGUCCGGAUGAGCACGAGCAAGAAAAGAGCUUCCGGAAGCGGACGCACUCCUCGGGUACGGCGUCACCCCCUGUGACCUGCCACCAUCAGAAGACGCCCUCUCAGUCAUCGGCAACAUCGCUGGAGGAGUAUGCAGUCAUGCUGCCCGCCUACCCCUGCAUCCGGCCCUCUCCCUCGGCCCUGGCAACGCCCUCUCCCUCAUCCUCCUCGUUACCAUCGGCAACCUGCCGGCACUCUGCCUUUGUUACCCCACACUCAUACCCGGAGGAGGGGCUAGAGGUGGUAAAUGGAGGAGCCUCCACCCAAAAGGAUGAUGGCUACAUGCCCAUGUCACCAGGCGUGGCUCCCGCCUCUGUCAUCUCCAUGGCGACAGUCGCCAUGAGCACAGGUACGGUCUCCGGGGGCGACUACAUGCCAAUGAGCCCCAAGAGCGUGUCGGCGCCGCAGCAGAUUGUCAACGCCUCCCCAAGGCAGCGUCUCCACGACAACGGGGAGGUGGACGCCAGCGGCUACAUGAUGAUGUGGCCCGGCAGCAGCUGUUCGCCCGACGGGCCCGGCAGGCUGCUGAGCGCCGGUGUCCCGGUUGCGAGCCGCGUGACUGCUCCCACAGCGCCCCCCUCAGGAGACUACAUGAACAUGUCCCCCGUCAGUGGUUCGGCCACGAGCACCCCUCCGGACUGCUAUUUCAGCACCGGUGCUGGCGGAUACUUCUCCCUUCCGCGCUCCUUCAAGCAUGCCCACCGUAAGCAGGCCGAUCACACCUCCUCCUCCUCCUCUUCGCCACGCCUGUCGCUUGGCGCUGGGCGCCGUGCUUACACCGACUCCUCUUCCUCCUCUGCCAGCAGCGAUAGCCUCGGCGGAGGAGGUGGCAGUCAUGUCAACAGCCAGCAUCCGAGCCGGCUGCAGCCGCCUUUGGGCCGCUCCAAGCGCCUGUCGGAGACGGGGGAGAGUCGGCUGGCGCGGCCCACCCGGCUGGCACUGGAGGGGGGACGAGCGAGCACACUCCCCCGCUCGCGCCAGACCCCCUACCAGCCUGAGCCCCGCAGCCCAGGAGAGUAUGUCAACAUCCAGUUCAGCGAUCGAUGCUUCUCCUCCAGUCUCGCCUCGCUCUUCCCAGCCUCUGAGAGGCCCGCUGAGAUCUUUGCCUCCUCCGACCGACCGGCCGAGCUCUUCCCUUCCUCUGAUAGGCUAGCCGAGCUGUUUCCAGUCUCUGAAAGGCCAGAUGAGCUGUCUGCCCCAUCUUCCUCCUCCACUGACUACAUGAACAUGCAGUUAGGAUCUUCAAAUGGGCUGUCAGUCACCGGGGUAACGACCUCUGAUCUCCAUGACCUGUCCGACUAUGCAGUGGUGACCCCUGGCUCUGGUGUUCCGCCUGGCUCUGCUGCGUUGCCAUGCGACAGCAUCUGUCAGCGCGACUACCUGAGCAUGCAGGUGUUCUCUGGAUCUCCAGUGAUGCUUCGAAACCCAUCCUCAUUGGCAGACGACCCGACCGCUGGCUCCUCCUCCCAUUCCAUCUCACCCAAUGGCAAUGAGACGCCGGGUGUGAGCAGCCCCCUGAUUGGCCCCCUCUCAGGCCUCAGCGCCUUCACGCGCGUGUCCUCUGUCACACCCCCCAACCGCACCCAAGGCGUCACCAAGGUGAUCCGCGCUGACCCCCAGGGUCGGCGGCGCCACAGCUCCGAGACCUUCGCCUCCACGACGACCAAGAGCCCAGUUGGCGCGGCGAACGGGCUGGCGUGCCCGGCCACGGAGGAAGUGAAGCGCCACAGCUCCGCCUCCUUCGAGAACGUCUGGCUGAAGCCCGGCGGCGAGCCCGUCUCCACGACGACGGCGUCCCUGACAACGACUGCUUCCGCCGGCGCGAGAAGAUCGGGAGUAGAGACGGGUCCGAUGGCAGCCCUCCUGACCCGGAACCAGAACGGGCUGAACUACAUCGACUUGGACCUGGCCCACGGGCGCGAGCCUCCGCCAGCCGAUUGGAACACGUUCGCCACCAAGGCUGGAGACGCAGGCGUGGGCGCGACGACUGACGACCUGAGCGCCUACGCAAGCAUCAGCUUCAACUCCCCGCAAGACAACAGAGAAGAGUGAUGAGCUGGAUCUGACGGGUCUUUGUGUCUGUAAAACCUGAAAUCCCGAGGGGGACUCCGACCGACCGGACCUCUGGAAAACCACACACAAACGGACCUCACAAAGCCUGGACCACAGUAGAAACACACACACGGAUACUCGCGCACACACACACACACACAUACAUACAUACUCAGAAAAGGACCAUAACAGGGAAAACCAGUACUCACCAACCAUACCUCGCAAUAAUGCCGGACUUCAGUCAUGCCAGUUUUACCUCAUUAAAGCUGGACCUCACCACAGACAUCAGCACCUCAGUAGCACCAUCAACCGCAGCUCCAAACCUGCACAUGCAAGAACCUUUACUCACCCAGAGACCUUUACUCACCCCGAGGUACAUGGAUACACUUUUGCACCGAGGUACUCAACUACAGGGCACACAUAUGGUACACACACACGCACAUAUAUACUGUAUGGACAUUGUUACAAACAGGUACAGACAGACUGAAACAAACACACACACACACACACACACACACUCACACUCACACUCACACAUACUGUAUGCAUAUUGUUACAAACAGGUACAGACAGACUGAAACAAACACACACACACACACACGCUCAUUCUCCAGUCACUGUGACCCCCUUGUGAAAUCUCACUCACGCUGGCCAAACAGCAAGCGGUAGCGUCUAUUAACUCGACACAGACCAGUACCUGUUCAGCCUUCAUCAGCAGAAGCCAUCAGAGCAGAGUCUGCUGCACAUCCCCCUCCCUUCCUCCCUUCCACCCUCCUCUCUGGGGAAACACAUAUAUCCACAUUUUAAUUUUGUAUUCAGCUGUUGGUUAUAGUUGUAUUUUUUUAUUUUAUUUUUUUUGUCUCUUUUGGGUUUUUAAUCAUCAAAUGUUUUUUGUUUGUUUUGUUUUUUGUUUUUGUUUUUAGGCUUUUAUUUUUUCAGCUUCCAAGCCUAUGCACCUCUGUAGAGAACACGAGCAUUAUUGUUAUUCUUAUUCUUAUUAUUAUACCUGUCCAGGCACAGGACGGUACGAAACAUAUCGCACAGGCUCUUUUAACAAGUGGGCUCACAGAUGCUCACCUGUGUUUUUUCCUGCAGUCUCAUGCCCGGCGGCCAUCUUGUUUGCCUGCACGGCCAUGCCAAGCAAAGCACCCCCUGUCUUUCAGUGGGGUGUGUGGUUUACAUCUGAGGCAGCCCGCAGUAGGACUAGCAGCUGUGGUGCACACAUGCUAAUCGUGCAGUCCAUGCUAAUCGUGUUGAUCGUCCACAUGGAUCCACAUCGGUCAGUAGAUCUACAUGGCAUUGGAACCGUGGAGUCUGCAAUGGGAGAUGACGCGUGAGGGGGGUCAGAUAUUGACGUAUUACGUUUAAUUUUUGGCACAGGGCUACAGUCAUCACUGAGUUCAGCUCAAUGAUGUUGAGGUUCAGUCAGUCGUGUUUUUUGAAGGCUAGAUUAUCAAGGAACCUGUCCUUUGAAACAGACUUCCAUAUUUUGAUCAAAAAGUUGAAAUUCUGCACACAAGUCUUGCAUGCAUUGCUGAGGUGGGGAGAUUAGGUUAGCCCCAGUUUUCAGAGCGGUACGUCAUUUGCAGACUUGGAAAAACAUUGAAGUACUUAUCUGAUGAUGCAGCUUCACUGCUUUAUUUAAGUCAACGUCUCACAAGUGUGAGGUUCCGUAAGUCGGUACGUUCUGUUGAAGUGCCGCGCAGAGUUCCAUAUGAACCCUUAGUACCCAGGAAGUGAGCUCAGUUGUGUCCCAUUUCAUGUCCUGUCACCACGGAAACAGCGUAGAUCUCAGGGCAUCAUCAUGGCAUGUCACGGCACAGCAGUCCUGCCGCCUGUUCCAUCAUUACAUUGUCAUAAUGACACUACGGCUUUGGUCCUCAUACGCAUGUGUCCUCAUGGCUCCAUUUGACACGGUACUACAGGUAUGCAAUAAGUUAAUGCCAAAUGGAGAGCCAUUGAACGGCUUGAGGUCAAUGCAAGGUCACUGCGGUUAAGGCUUGGAAGCCUUGGAAGUCAGUAAGAGCUGCGUGCAACUUAUUUUCUUUUCUUUUUUCUUCCUUUAUUUUUUUAAAGUGACUAAUGGUGUCACAGCAACAGGUCAAAAAUAUAUAAGUAAUAAUAAUAAUGAUAUUAAUAAUAAUAAGUCAUAAAAGUCACACUUGCUGCUGAAAACAUUGACAAAACAAUCUGUAAAUUAUUCAAUAUAGGCAUGUGGUUCAUUUUUUUUGUUUGUUUUUUUGUUUUGUUUAUGAGUUCAAGUAUUUAAAGUUUUCUGGGUUUUAAAUGUUUCAUUUUUUGUGUGUCUACGGGGGGCUCUGCUUGUAGAGCUGAGAGAUAUUACUGCAUUUCUGAGAGUGUUGUUCUCCUGCUUUUUGUACACGCGUCUGCAGCGCCGGAUUCUCCUUGUGGUACUCCUUUCUCAUCAGGGUCUCGGCAAACCCUCGAUUCCUUUUUUUUUUCUUUCUUUCUUUUACUUUUUCCAGAGGUCAUCUCUUCAAAAACGCCCGCAAAGUACUCUGGGUAAUGACCCCCGUUGUACCUACCCAUCACAGCCAACCCUCAUUUGCGGCCAGCAGGCCGAACCUGCCGGUUCGCUGUUUUCUCCGAAAACCUAUAGGCCAGCAGGGGCGUGUCCACGCUGUAACCAGACCUCCGGCUAUACAGUUGUGCGUCCCUUGCAAUUCACUAUGCUGCGCUUGUGUUCAGGAGUAACCAGAUAGGUCUUGGGGUUUCUCUUAAAAAAAACAAACAAACAAACAAACAAAAAAACACACACACAAAGCCAAACUCCACAAUACUUAAUCAACUAUGUCUUCCACUGUAUAUAAUGUAAUGUAAAAAAAAAUUGCUAAGGAAAAUGAGAUAGAGGAUGGAUGUUUUGACUGUGCGUGUGUGUGUGUGUGAGAGAGUUUGGGUGUGUAAAUGAGUGAUAAAAUGAAUGUUUUAAGCACAUUGCUGGAUGGAUGGCUGAAUGACUUAAUGAAUGAAUGAAAGAAUGACAGAUGCAUGAGGUACAAAAAUAGACGAAUGAACUAAAAGAAUGAAAAAAGUUGUAUAAAGAAUGAUGCAUAAAUACAGCGCACCAGCAGAGGAAAGGGGGAGGGUAGCCCCCUCAACCCCCCCUUUGUCUCUCUCUCUCUCUCUCUUGCUCUCUCUCUAUCUUGCUCUUUCUCUCUCUCUUUCUCUCUUUCUCCUCUGGAAACCCCCAAUCUGUAAUAAAGUAGAAAUGUUUAUCUUUGCUCCCA
Sardina pilchardus (European sardine) is the source of this 7405-nucleotide messenger RNA. It is a transcript of the gene irs1, whose product is annotated as insulin receptor substrate 1. The transcript has 2 exons. Bases 678 to 4157 code for a protein of 1159 amino acids. Gene Ontology annotation, molecular function: insulin receptor binding; phosphatidylinositol 3-kinase binding. Gene Ontology annotation, cellular component: plasma membrane; cytosol. Gene Ontology annotation, biological process: insulin receptor signaling pathway. The record is from RefSeq and is a predicted model, not a curated record. Lineage: Eukaryota; Metazoa; Chordata; Actinopteri; Clupeiformes; Clupeidae.